Loa loa (African eye worm) is the source of this 288-nucleotide messenger RNA. RefSeq lists its product as hypothetical. Lineage: Eukaryota; Metazoa; Nematoda; Chromadorea; Rhabditida; Onchocercidae. The record is from RefSeq and is a predicted model, not a curated record. The transcript is spliced from 2 exons. Bases 1 to 288 code for a protein of 95 amino acids.
AUGGGUAGUGACACUGUUUCUCAUCAAGAUUACGUCAAUAGGACAGGAGAACGAUAUCCGGUAACAAAACCACAAGAUUCUGAUCUUUUGCAUGGUGAUGGAUCAUUCAUGUCAGAAACGCAAACUGCUACCGAGUUUACAGCGAAGAAAGGUGAACGAUACGAUGCAAAACGUCCCGUUGAAUCUGAAUUAUGGAAGAGGGAAGGAUGGAUGGGCUUUGACACUGCUUCCCAUCGGCGAAUGCGUCAGUUAUUCAAAACGUUUAUUGUGUCGUACCUGUUGGUCUAA